This is a messenger RNA of Aplysia californica (California sea hare), 5322 nucleotides long. RefSeq lists its product as uncharacterized. Gene Ontology annotation, molecular function: DNA-binding transcription factor activity; RNA polymerase II cis-regulatory region sequence-specific DNA binding. NCBI's taxonomy places the organism in Eukaryota, Metazoa, Mollusca, Gastropoda, Aplysiida, Aplysiidae. The transcript has a single exon. The record is from RefSeq and is a predicted model, not a curated record. Bases 137 to 5209 code for a protein of 1690 amino acids. Gene Ontology annotation, biological process: regulation of transcription by RNA polymerase II.
AUGAGAAAUCCGCGCAUCUUGUCGUCAUCAGUGAGAGACUCCUCUACUGUUGAGGCUGUUGUUAUGGCUGAAAGGGAGAUUUGUUCCUAUAGAUUCUUUGUUUCUUUAUCCACAAAUAAGCCCGACCUUUUGUGAGAUGUGUCUCGUGAUGACAAGCAUAAUGAGGGACAGAGAGCUCGUUGGGAAGAAAGUGAAACAGAAGUCAUCGGCUCGUCCACAUGUGUGUACCACGUGUGAGGCAUCUUUCUCCAAAGCGUCUGAUCUGAAGCGACAUGAGCGCUCUCACACUGGAGAGAGGCCGUACAAAUGCUCCACAUGCGGGCAGGCGUUUCGACAGUCUGCAACUUUGAAAGUUCAUGAACGGAAGCAUACAGGAGAGUGUCCUUACAAGUGCACAACGUGUGGAGAAAGCUUUAAGUAUGCGAACAUCCUGAAGACUCAUUUGAAAACUCAUUCUGAGGAGAAGCCAUUUGUUUGCCAGGUUUGUGACUCUCGUUUUGCCAAAAUAUCAGAUUUGAAAAGACAUGAGCGUGUACACUAUAUAGAAGAAGUUGCCUUACAAUGUAAUCCGGACAAAAGACCAUCUGCGAAAUUUCCUAAUGCAGCUCAGGAAUGUAUUGUGAACAGAUCUGAAUCGACUGACACUGCUGACAAAUUGAAGGAUAAAGUAGCAGUGAUUUCACUCUCUGGAACUGAGAACAGAAAGGAGGUCCAAUGCUCAUGCGGAAGUGUUUUUAAAACUUCAAGACAGCUGAAGGCUCAUAAGAAAGAGAAGUUUUGUUCUGCGACCCUCCUGUGCGACAUGUGCGGAGCUGUUUUCUUGUGUGUGUCGUCUCUGAGAGUUCAUCUAAAACGUCACCUCGGUGACACCCCGUUUAGCUGUUCCCUCUGCUCUCGUGCCUUCCCGCUGAAAUCGCUCCUAAAGAAACAUGAAGAGAGUCACACAAAGACCAAGCAGUAUUCUUGUAAAAUUUGUUCCAGUUCAUUUUCUCUUUUUGGAAAUCUGAAAAUUCAUAUGAGGAUUCAUACUGGGGAUCGUCCUUAUUCUUGUGACAUCUGCGGAAGGAAAUUUGCCCAUUCUCAGGCUCUGACAAAGCAUGGUCGUGUUCACUCUAAAGCACGUCCUUUCUCGUGUUCAUCGUGUGGUGCAUCCUUUGCCUGGCCAGGACCGUUCCAGAAGCAUCUCAAGUCUUGUCAGGGUGGAGAGGGGAACGUCGGUAGGUUAAGUAAGGAAGAUGUCGGUGCAGGAGAGACGCGGAGUUCUGUCUCGUGUGAAAGGAUAGAAACAGAAGAAGUGAGUGAAGCUGAAAAAAGUGGUCAGAUUCUGAACCUACCUGCUCCGACAUUCCUUUCCUUGCAAGGGAAAAGUGACCGUGAUGCUGCUGUCGCGUUGGUUCCAAACUCCUCAUCACACCCAGGGAACAGUCAUGGGAUAUCGACAGCAGAGGGUGUCGGGACUGCAGUUGUUUCAGCUGCCGUUCUGUUGGUACCAGUAUGUUCACAAGACGGGAAUCUCAACAAACAGCUUUCUCUUCCGCCAGUAAACGUUGUCAGUGCUAGUGUUGCGUCAUGUUAUGUUUCAAGUGCUCUGGAAGUCAACCCUUGCACUGCAAAGCAAACACCCUCAACAGAAUGUGUGGAGUCUGGAAUAACCUCUACAAAUGUACAAGGGGGGUUGGCAGAUCCUGGAGAAGAAAGUAUAAGAAUGGCAUCGUGUCAGGCUCGUGCACACCACAACGCACGUUCUGAUGUACCAGGUAGCUGUAAAGAGGCAGACUUGCGUGUAUCAUCACAGAUGCUGACUGGCACAGACUCACAGAUCAAUCAGCGGCCUGCUCCGUACUGUCAGCCAGCCUCAUUUCACGAAACUGUUGGAGCGCAAAUGAACAGACAGGUUCAUCUUGACAGGUACGCUCCACCCAACAAUGAACUUUUUUGUGGACAAGGUGCUGGAAAUGUUUCUAAUUCACCGGAUUCUGGGAACAGGCCUUCUUGCUCUUUGCUGGAACUUCUUGGCCAUGAUCAUUGGCCAGUAGGCCAGGUACAGCAAGGGAAUGUGUCGUACGGUGCUGUUAGCUCCUCUCACUGCACGGACGUUUCUGCAUUGUCACACACGUCAGACACGAAAUGUGAGAUCUAUUCUGUCUCGAGAGGUUCCCGCUGGCAGAGAGUGGACCCCCAGAGUAAGGGAAAGAGUAUCAAAAACACAGGUGGGAAUCAGUGGGAUGAUGCUAGUUUUUAUAAAUAUGAUACUUUGCAUGUUUCUAAGGACCCCAGCUGGAAUAGACCAGUUGUGACAAAGUCACAAGAUACAGCGAAUAGUGCAAAGUCCAUUUCCUGUUGGCAAAGUGCCCGGGAGAGUAAGGCAGACACCACCAGUGCUUGGAAUGCAGAACACUUCCCUCAAGUUGGGCCCCUCAGCACAGACGCAUUUUCAGUCUCAUCAAAUAUCACGUGCAGUUCUCAGACGAAUACACCUAAUCGAGACCAGCUAAGCUACGCCUUUGUCAAUGAAAACUUCUCCAAGUCUGCAAUUGAACUUUUGAUGCCCUCUGUGCCUUCUUCAAGUGCUUCUACCUCGCAGCAGCAGAUGUGUAGUGGAGGAAGUGAUCAAGCUGGGCAAGUGUUAGACUUCAACAACUUUGGUAUGAGUAUGGCUGUAGAAUCCCAGCCUCACUUUGGCAUGGCUUACGACCAGAACAGCUCCGGUGUGUCCUUGAAUGAUGGGGAGAAAAAUUUUAUGCAGAUGAUGGAAACCUCAAAUUUGUCAACUAAGGCAGAAAAAUUGCCUCAUAACCCACCUCCAGUCAUGUCUGACAACCUCCAGUGUUUUCCCACCCUGGAUGAAAUCCUCUGUGAAAGCGAACAACUAAUGGCCGAGUAUCAAAAAAGAGGAGGAAACGAAUUACAGCAGUUUCCACAAAAGAAAUCUACAGUUACUGAAAGCGGAGACCCAAAGCCAGCAGUCAGUGAGUGUCCAGUAUCUUCUGUCAGUGGCAUGGGGGUCAGUGGCUUCUCCACCUUCCUGUGCCACGGUCUGGACAGGCUGAAGGUCUCCGGUCACGUUUACGAGGGCAGUCGUUGUGAGCAAGAACCAGCUUUAGCCGGCUGUGCUGGUGGCAACAGUCAUGAACAAGGGUUAGAGCUGACGUCGGUGCCACGAGACAGAAGUGUUGAUUGCCUUAGUGGGAUGGAGGCACGGUCAUUGACUCACGGUACUCAGACUGAUGGCCUUCCCGGGAUACGUCAACUUGAUAAUUUGCCUGGUCAGUCCGCCCUUCCUGGUGCUGUUUAUAACACUCCGGGGUUCCUGGACAAAGAUCUGGCAUGGUCACUUUCUGCUGCUGCUGAUGAAAUGAAAGAAGGGAGAGAACUCCUUCAGCUUGCCCCUGCCCAACGAGAAAACCGUUCUCAGAAGUUUUCUGUUAUUCAGACAAACCCUAAACAGUUUGUAAGUCUGUCUGCGGCCAACGACAGACUCAGAAAUGAGAGGAAAGAUUAUAAUGUAAAAAGAUCACUUGAUGAGUUUAUGCCAGAAAGUGAAAAUAUCAGAGGAAGUGACUACACAUCUAUUACACAACAGGUCCCUGACUGCAUUAUCCCAAUGGCGAAUCUUGUUGAUGAUGAAACCGUUGAAAAUAGAGCAUCAGAUGCUAACUUUGUUCAUACUUCUGAUCAAAUUGUGAACAGAACUCCUUGUGCAGCUGUAGAAAAUAAAGCAUCUGGGAAUGCUGUGAGAAGUAGAGUAUCUAGUAGUAAUGUGAAAAAUACUAGUUUUGGUAAAGGUGAGGAAGACAGAAUAUCUGAUAUUGUCUUAGAAAAUAGAACACCUGGCCGGGAAAACAGGAUAUUUGAUAAUUUGUCAGAGAACAGAACGGCGUGUAAUCCUGCCUCGGAGACUAGACCAUAUGAGUUGCAUACUGUUCAAAUAGUUGAAAGAGGUACGGAAAAUUCUUCAUCAGACAAUCAUUAUAUGGUCCAAAGUGACGAAGCCAAAGACAAAAAGGCUCCAGACAGUUGUGAGGUGAGUGAAUACGCUUGUGCUCACGUUAAAGGCAGUGUUGUAGAGAAGGAGGUUUUUGUCUGCGGCAGUUGUGGGCAAACAUUUGGAGACAAGGACAGCCUGCGGCAGCAUGUGACAGAACGACAUACUGAAGGGGAGACAAACGCGGCGUUCAUCUGCUCCGAGUGCGGCUCCUGCUUCAGCCAGAGGAACCAGCUGACUAGACAUGAGUUGACUCACUCGGACCGUCACCGGCCUCAUCAGUGCUCGCAGUGCCAAGCUACUUUCACACAGUUGUCCUCUUUGAAGGCACAUCUCAGCUCUCACUCUGGUGAACGUCUGCACAAAUGUACAGAAUGUGAUGCCUCGUACAUGCGCAAAGAGAAUUUAAAACUUCACAUGAAGCAAAGCCAUAAGUCACAUCCCGAUGGCAGUCCCACGUUGGAUCCAACAUCUCAAGGACAAGAAAAAGGUGACGGCAGUAACCAGUUUAGUUGUUCGUCUUGUGAGAAGAAAUUCUCCAGCAUAGCUAGUCUCAAAAGCCACGUGAAGGUGCACAAUAAAAGAGAGUCUUUCCAGUGUGAUAAAUGUGAGGCGUCCUUCACCUUCGCUUUGGCCUUCGAACGUCAUAAGUUGACCCAUAAGAAAGGGAAACAGAUGGCUAAAUGCGAGGUCUGUGGCUCUGAGUUUACCAGGCAGUCCAACUUAAAGAAGCACAUGAUGAUCCACACUGGUCAGAAACCAUUCACCUGCGAGGUGUGCGGUUCUUCCUUCACUCAAAAAGCCAACUUGCAGGUUCACAUGAGGACACACACGGGAGAAAAACCCUACACCUGCAACACCUGCGGUGCAAAGUUUGCCCACUCUCAAGCUCUCAAAACGCAUACUCUGUUUCACGGGACGCAGAAAGACUUUGUUUGCCAUUCUUGCGGGAAAGCCUUUCUGGCUUCGGCUACUCUGGAGAAGCACAUCCGAACGGUGCACUCGGGGGACAAGCAGCAGUGGCCUUGUCGUGUGUGCAAAGCCGUACUGUCGAGCUCUUCCUCUCUGCGUCGACACAUGCGGACGCACGGUGAGGACUUGCCGCACCAGUGCUCCGUCUGCUCACAGAGGUUUGCGAAACCGGCACACCUCAAAAUACACAUGGGCACUCACAACAAAACUCACAUGCGUAGCAAAAAGUGUCAACAAGAGGUCAGGGAUUGAGUGUCACUUCAUUGAUUCCAGAUAUAAAUGUCAGAGUUUGAGAUAGAAUGCACUGAAUGAAAGGGAAAGAAACAGAGGGGCAAGAGAGAGAAUCAGAGAGGGGCAAGAGAGAG